GCUUGCAGAGCAGGAGCCAGUGUGCUGGGGAGGGAUGUUUCGGUCAGCGAACAUCUGGUGAGAAAUGGGAUUUGCCUUCCCAGAUUUUGCAUUCCUCUGCGUACGGCCUACGGGGAGCGUGUGAGUGGAGACUGCUUAGCCCAGGGCUCUGCCUGCAGACUCUCUGACGAUGAAUGGGACGGCCAACGUGAACGUGACUGGCCGGAGCCAUUAUGCGUCUGCUAUCCCAGUGCCCCGCGCUAUGUCUCAGAGCAAGCUGCCCUCGAGGCAGAGCAGCCUGGGGGCCCCCCCUUCCCAGCGGGCGGCAUCACCACGGCCGGGGAAGGCGCCAGGCUGCAUGGGCAGUCCGGCAGCCAAAGGCUCCAAGCCCAAGAGCCUUUCUAAAGCCCCCGUGGAGGCCGAGCCUGGGCCGGAGACACCAGAGGCAUCGGAGGGCAAAAGGGCCGACGGGAUGGAGUCUGGGCUCAGCCAGAGCACUAGGACUCCAGGCAGCAGCCCCCGGGGGGGGCCAAAGGCGACACCUCGAGCGACGGGGGCUCCGAAGAAGGCUCUGGUUCAAGGGACAGAGAGAGAGAAGGAGAGUCCGAAGCCCGGCGAGGCCUACAGCAGCCACAGCACCAAGAAGGGCUCAGGGAAGCUGAGUGGCGCAGCCGAGCUGGCCAAGACCCCUCACUUGCAGGGGAAGAGCCCCUCUCGCUUCAGCCUGUGCAGUGAGUCUGGGCUGCCCAGCGUCCCAGAAGGAUCCAGUGCCAAGAGGCCCCAGAGCUGCCCGGUGAAAGGCCAGUGGGUGUCGGAAGCCCUCUGGAAAGGCAGUGGGGUGCCCAAGGCAGCCAGGGGUGAGGACAAGUCCCCGGGGAUCUCACUGGGCACCAGCAACCCCAUGCAGAAUAAGGAGCCAGCCAUCAGCUUCUCCUCAGUCCCACAGCAAAGUCACCCGGUCACCGCCACCGUGGCACCCUUCCACUACCGGCUGCAGGGAGACAGGGAGAAGAGUGAAUUCUCCCAGGAGAAGCGCGUGGUAGAGGAACCGACCAGCCCUGCAGAUGGGCCUGAGCUGGGCUUCCCAGGCUUGGCCGGCGUGUUAAAUGGUUUCAGCGCAGGCGGGAUGCUUGGCACCAACCUCAAAAGCCUGGAGCUCAGCGGCGAGGGGCCGGAGGAGCUGAAGGGCUACCGGAAAGGGGCCGAGGGCAAGGGCGGCGGCGGCAUGAUGCCCAAGCGGCCCAAAGCGCCCGGGGCGCACGAGCUGCGGGUCUUCAAGUCGGGCAGCGUGGAGAGCCGGCUGCCGCCCGGCCCCAGCCUGCGCAAGCAGAAGUCCCUCACCAACCUGGCCUUCCUCACCGACGCCGAGAAGAAGAUGCAGCUCUACGAGCCCCGCUGGAGCGACGACAUGGCCAAGGCGGCUAAGGGAGGCGGGCGCGGGGGGCUGAAAGCCAAGGAAGCCCCGCUCAUGUCCAAGAGCCUCUCCAAGUCGGAGCACUCCCUCUUCCAAGCCAGGCUCGCCCCCGGCCUGGCCAAGCCGCCGCUGGCCCCGCUCCCGUCCAGCCUCGGCAAGCCCAGCCGCAUCCCCCGCGGGCCCUACGCGGAGGUGAAGCCCCUGAGCACGGCGCCCGAGGCCGGCGGGGUGGAGGACAGCAAAUCCGACGAUGAGAUCCUCUCCAGCAAAGCGAAGGGCCGGGAGAAGCCGCAGCAGGAGCCGGCGCCGGCGCCCGGCCCGGCGGGGAAGGGGCAGGAGGAGCGAGCCUACCUGAAGGUGGACCCGGAGCUCGUGGUGACGGUGCUGGGGGACCUGGAGCAGCUGCUCUUCAGCCAGAUGCUGGACCCCGAGUCCCAGAGGAAGAGGACGGUGCAGAACGUGCUGGAUCUUCGGCAGAAUCUGGAGGAGACCAUGUCCAGCCUGAGAGGCUCCCAGGUGUCUCACAGCUCUUUGGAGAUGACCUGCUACGACAGCGAUGAAGCCAACCCCAGGAGCGUGUCCAGCCUGUCCAACCGCUCCUCCCCCCUGUCCUGGCGCUACGGGCAAUCCAGCCCCCGGCUGCAGGCCGGGGAUGCUCCCUCGGUGGGUGGGAGUUGCCGGUCGGAAGGCACCCCCAGCUGGUACAUGCAUGGCGAGCGGGCGCACUAUUCCCACACCAUGCCUAUGCGCAGCCCCAGCAAGCUGAGCCACAUCUCCCGGCUGGAGCUCGUUGAGUCCCUGGAUGUCGACGACGUGGAUCUGAAGUCUGGGUACAUGAGCGACAGCGACCUGAUGGGGAAGACCCUGACAGAGGACGACGACAUCACCACGGGCUGGGAUGAGAGCAGCUCCAUCAGCAGUGGCCUCAGCGAUGCCUCUGACAACCUCAGCUCGGAAGAGUUCAACGCCAGCUCCUCCCUCAACUCCCUCCCGUCCAGCCCCACGGCUUCCCGGCGGAACUCAGCUAUAGCGCUGCGCACGGACUCGGAGAAGCGCUCGCUGGCCGAGAGCGGGCUGAGCUGGUACAGCGAGGCGGAGGAGAAGGGCCCAAAGAAGCUGGACUACGACAGCGGCAGCCUCAAGAUGGAGCACAGCGCCUCCAAGUGGCGGCGGGAGCGGGCCGAGAGCUGCGACGAGGCCCCCGCCAAGGGGGGGGAGCUGAAGAAGCCCGUCAGCCUGGGCCCACCGGGGUCACUGAAGAAGGGCAAGACGCCACCGGUGGCAGUGACCUCACCCAUCACCCACACAGCCCAGAGCACCCUCAAAGUGGCAGGCAAACCUGAAACUAAAGCCACUGACAAGAGCAAGCUGUCUGUGAAGAACGCGGGCCUGCAGCGCUCUUCCUCAGACGCUGGCCGGGAUCGGAUUGGGGAUGCCAAGAAGCCUCCCUCAGGGCUUACCCGGCCCUCUACCUCUGGCUCCUUCGGAUACAAGAAGCCACCUCCCACCACCGGCACGGCUACGGUGAUGCAGGCGGGCGGCUCAGCCACGCUCGGCAAGAUCCAGAAGAGCUCCGGCAUCCCUGUCAAGCCUGUCAAUGGGAGGAAAACCAGCCUGGAUGUCUCCAAUGCUGGGGAGCCUGGCUUUCUGGCCCCUGGGGCUCGCUCCAACAUCCAGUACCGGAGCCUGCCACGGCCGGCCAAAUCCAGUUCCAUGAGCGUGACGGGCGGGCGUGGCGGGAACCGGCCUGUGAGCAGCAGCAUCGACCCCAGCCUCCUAAGCACCAAGCAAGGGGGCAUCUCGGUGUCACGGCUCAAGGAGCCCUCCAAGAUCGGCACGAGCCGGAGCACGCCGGCCCCAGUGAACCAGACAGACCGUGAGAAGGAGAAAGCCAAAGCCAAGGCCGUGGCCCUGGACUCUGAGUGCGUCUCGCUGAAGAGCAUCGGCUCCCCUGAAAGCACCCCCAAGGCCCAAGCCAGCCACCUGCCUGCUGCCAAAGGGGCCGAGCUGCCCCCAACGCCACUCAGAGCGCCCGCCAAGAGCUACAUAAAGCCCCCUUCCCUGGCCAACUUGGACAAGGUCAACUCCAACAGCCUGGACCUGCCAUCCUCCAGCGACCUGCCCCAGCCCCACGCCAGCAAGCGGCAGGACGUGCACCAGGCGGCCGGGCACGUCACUCCUUGCUUCGCCCCCAGCCCUGCCCCCAUCCUCAACAUCAACUCAGCCAGCUUCUCCCAGGGCCUGGAGCUCAUGAGCGGCUUCAGCGUCCCCAAGGAGGGCAGGAUGUACCCCAAGCUCUCGGGCCUGCACCGCAGCAUGGAGUCUCUGCAGAUGCCAAUCAGCCUGCCCAGUGCCUUUUCCGGGGGCAGCACCACCACCCCUGCCCCUGCUGCCACCCCUCCCGUCAGCACAGAGGAGGAGACCAGCGAGCAGGGCUGGACCGGCAGCCCCAGGGCUGCACAUCUGGACAGCACCAACCGCGACCGGAAUACGCUGCCCAAGAAGGGGCUGAGGUACCAGCUCCAGUCCCAAGAGGAGACCAAGGAGAGGCGUCACUCCCACACGAUCGGAGGGCUCCCGGAGUCGGACGACCCAUCAGAGCUGCCCUCGCCUCCCGCCCUCUCCGUAUCCUUGGCUGGGAAAAGCCCACUCACGAACAUCGUGAGUCCCACUGCUGCCACCACUCCGCGGAUCACCCGUUCCAACAGCAUCCCCACCCACGACUCUGCCUUUGAGCUCUACAGCACCUCCCAGAUGGGCAGCACCCUCUCCCUGGCAGACAGACCCAAGGGCAUGAUCCGCUCGGGCUCCUUCCGGGACCCCGCGGAUGACGUUCAUGGAUCGGUGCUGUCCCUGGCCUCCAGCGCCUCCUCCACCUACUCCUCACAAAUCCGCAAGCUGCGCCGGGAGCUGGAGUCGUCCCAGGAGAAGGUGGCGACCCUGACGUCUCAGCUGUCAGCCAACGCUAACCUGGUGGCGGCCUUCGAGCAGAGCCUGGUGAAUAUGACGUCCCGUCUGCGCCAGCUGGCAGAGACCGCGGAAGAGAAGGACACGGAGCUGCUGGAUCUGCGGGAGACCAUCGACUUCUUGAAGAAGAAGAACUCGGAGGCUCAAGCCGUGAUCCAAGGAGCUCUGAAUGGGACUGACAUCACGCCCAAAGAGCUGCGCAUCAAGAGGCAGAACUCCUCUGACAGCAUCUCCAGCCUCAACAGCAUCACCAGCCACUCCAGCAUCGGCAGCAGCAAGGAUGCCGACGCCAAGAAGAAGAAGAAGAAGAGCUGGGUAUACGAGCUCCGGAGCUCGUUCAACAAGGCCUUCAGCAUCAAGAAAGGCCCGAAGUCAGCUUCCUCCUACUCGGACAUCGAGGAAAUCGCCACCCCCGACUCCUCAGCCCCGUCCUCUCCCAAGCUGCAGCACGGCUCCACUGAGACCGCCUCGCCUUCCAUCAAGUCCUCCAACUCCUCCUCCGUGGGCAUCGAAGCCACUGAGCUCUUCCAGGCCAACGAGGAGGAGGAAGAGCCGGAGAAGAAGGAGGUGUCAGAACUGCGCUCGGAGCUGUGGGAAAAGGAGAUGAAACUGACUGACAUCCGGCUGGAGGCUCUGAACUCGGCCCACCAGCUGGACCAGCUCCGUGAGACCAUGCACAACAUGCAGCUGGAGGUGGAUCUCUUGAAGGCCGAGAACGAUCGGCUCAAGGUGGUCCCAGGGCCUUCGUCAGUGCCAGACUCCAUCCCCGGGCACAUCAGGAGCACAUCUGCCUCCUCGUCCCCACGGCGCUCACUGGGCCUCGCCCUCGCUCAGUCCUUCAGCCCCGGCUUGGCAGAUACAGACCUGUCGCCAAUGGACGCCGUGGGGGCCCAGAAGGACGAGGUGACGCUGCGGAUCGUAGUGCGCAUGCCGCCCCAGCACAUCAUCAAAGGGGACUUAAAGCAGCAGGAAUUCUUCCUGGGCUGCAGCAAGGUGAGCGGGAAGGUGGAUUGGAAGACGUUGGAUGAAGCCGUCUGCCAGGUGUUCAAGGACUACGUCACCAAGAUGGACCCUGCCUCCACGCUGGGGCUGAGCACCGAGUCCGUCCACGGCUACAGCAUCAGCCACGUGAAGAGGGUCCUGGACACGGAGCCCCCGGAGCUGCCCCCCUGCCGGAGGGGCGUGACCAGCAUCGCUGUGGUUCUCAAAGGCCUGAAGGAGAAGUGCGUGGGACAGCCUGGUUUCGAGAACGCCAUCCCAAGCCCAUUUGCAGCACUACAAUCAUGCCUCCUGCUCAAGCACCGGCUCCCGUCAUCCUCUCGGGGCCACCAGUGGCACGGCAAGACCGACCUGACCAACCGCUUGGCCGAGUACCUGUGGAGCGCUCGGCCGGGGAGGUCACCGAGGGCAUUGUCAACAACCUUCAACAUGCACCAGCAGUCGUGCAAGGACCUACAGCUGUACCUCUCCAACCUGGCCAAUCAGAUCGACCGGGAGACAGGCAUCGGGGACGUGCCAUUGGUCAUCCUCCUCGAUGACCUCAGCGAGGCCUGCUCCAUCAGCGAGCUUGUCAAUGGCGCGCUCACCUGCAAAUACCACAAAUGCCCCUACAUCAUCGGGACGACAACCAGCCCUAAGAUGAGCCCAAACCAUGGCCUGCACCUCAGCUUCAGGCUGCUGACUUUCUCGAACAACGUGGAGCCAGCCAAUGGCUUCUUGGUCCGCUACCUGCGCCGGAAGCUGCUUGAGUCGGACAGCGACAUCAACGCCAACAGGAUGGAGCUUCUGCGGGUCCUGGACUGGGUGCCCAAGCUCUGGUACCACCUGCACACCUUCCUGGAGAAGCACAGCACCUCGGACUUCCUCAUCGGCCCCUGCUUCUUCCUGUCCUGUCCCAUCGGGAUUGAGGAUUUCCGGACCUGGUUCAUUGACCUGUGGAAUAACUCCAUCAUUCCCUACCUGCAGGAGGGGGCGAAGGAUGGGAUCAAGGUCCAUGGCCAGAAAGCAGCCUGGGAAGACCCUGUGGAGUGGGUCCGGGACACCCUGCCCUGGCCGUCAGCGCAGCAGGACCAAUCGAAGCUGUACCACCUGCCCCCGCCCAGCGUGGGGCCCCACACCACAGCCUCCCCCCCGGAGGAGCGGACUGUCAAAGACACCACGCCCAGCUCCUUGGACUCCGACCCCCUGAUGGCCAUGUUGCUGAAGCUCCAGGAAGCAGCCAACUACAUAGAGUCUCCAGACCGAGAGACCCUGGUGGAUCCCAACCUGCAGCCGACGCCGUGAGACCGCACCGGAGAGGGGAGCUCACCGCCCUCGGCCGCCAGCAUCCUCGCCAGCUGGUUUUGCUUUUCGUUUGGUCUCCUGGGAGUGCGCGGCCAGGGCUGGAAAGCGGCGGGGACGUGGGCUCUGGCACGUCCCCUUGGGGCAUGGGGGCAGCGGGGCUCAGCCCACGAGAGAGCGCAAGGCACCCGCCUCCCAGCCUGACUCUGGUGGUAGGAGAAUCCUGGUUUCUCUUCUUGGUUUUUUUGUCUCUGUCGCAAACUCCUGGGGGCCAAAUGCAGCCAACGCAGACUCCCCGGCACCAACAGGCAGGCCCCUGCGUGGGGCGGGGACCCCGCAGAACCCCUCCCAGGGUGCGGCUAGGGGGCAGGGAGGAGCAUGCAGCCCCCGAACAAGAGGAUUUUUUUUUUAUUAUUAUUUUAAUGAAACAAUCUGUGGGGCAAAGAGAAGAACAAAGUCCUGAUGGAAGUGUCUGAGUCACGCUGUCAGGGACCCGCCGGGCACCGGGUUCUGCUGUCUCCCGCGCCAGCCACCCCACAAACUCCAGUGCAAGCGAAGGCCUGGAAGGAGGAGCCGGACUCUCAGCUCUGUCUUUGUACAUCCCUUAUUUAAUCUGCAUGACCGUCAUUUAAACCAGGACUUCCUAAUAAACCCUGCUUUGGUUAUAUUCUUUCCCCCUACCCCACCACCCUCCCAUUUGAUUGGGACAGAGUUCAGCUCUUCCUUUGUUCCUCUUUGGGUCUGGUUCUUUUCUCCGCAUUGCUUCGGCCCGAGGAGGAGCGGGCAGCCUUGCGUUGAGUCGAUUUUUUCAUUUCCGUUUGACUCAUUUCUUUUUGUAGCUGUUGGUUUCUUCUCUUUCCCCCCGCCACCCCCCAAGUCACCUCAGCGGUGAGCCUGGUGCUGACUGGAUGCUCUCCAGUAACUGAUUCCCCCCUCGCAGCUCCUGGCAGGCUCAGCGUGGAUUCAGUCAGCAGCAUGAUGCUCACAAAGAAGCACAACUGGCUGGGGGGCGUUCCGCUCCUCACCCCCCACUUUGGGACACCCAUCUUCUAUAAGCACAAGAUGCCCAUAGCUGGGGCCCAGGCCCUGGCAGGGGGAGCUGAGAGACAGGGCUGCUGCAGCCCCUGGCGCCUCAAGUGCGAGGGAGUAGCCAGAGAUGGUGACAAUCUCCUACCAAGCCAGCAGAGCUGGUAGCGUCCGUCCCUCAUGACAGUUCUUGGCUGGCUAGGGUAGAGGGCGACAGGGCACUGAGGUGAGGGGGCUGGCAGAGGAGGCCCUGCCUGUGCCAUGUCUCCAUGUGUGGUUAGCGCAGGCAGAGAUCUCGCUUCACAUCUCCAUGUCCAGCAUAGAGAUCUCAGUAGCACUUAGGAGACAUCUAGACAAGGGGCAGGCAGCACAUGGGCCUCCCUCCUCCAUGCAUGGCAGCAGAGGAACCAGUGAAAGAGCCCACUUCGUCUCCCCCAGCCAACACCCUUAGAAAGCCCUUCCUUUUUCCCUCAGGCUCCAGGACAGGCUGGGAGCGUUGGCUUGGGUCCAUCCAUGGGGUGGGUUCAGUACCACUGGUGGUGCAGUACAUUGCAGGGGUGUCUCAUCUCAGGACUCAUCCCGCAUCUGUCAUCGAUAGCUUUCUGGACAUCAGAAGGCCAUGAAAUAGCCCGAGAUAGCAGCUCUAGCCAUUCAGGCCAGAGGGAACCGUUCUCAUCUCUGCUCAGCACCUACCUAGCACGGGCUAGAGGGCUCCUUCGCCCCCCCCAUUCUUGCAUCCAGCUCACAGCUUGUGUGUGAUGGCUUAGAAAGAGACACCUAGUCUUGAUUUAAAGGCUCCAAGGUCUGGAGAACGUACCCCGGCCCUAGGUGACCAUGGGACUGGGUGAUGUGCAGACACAUCCUCUAGGUAACUACUCCCCCAGGGCCAUUCGUAUACUCAGCGCAGGAGGCCAGUAACUCAUGGCCUGAGGGAUAACUCAGCCCAGCGGGUGCUGUUUCCUAGCAAUCCAGGCAGACUAGCACCUCGGGUUGAGUCUCUGGCAAGCGGCCUGUGGACUUGCUUGGAAUUCAGCCUGAGCUACUCAAGCUGAGCCGCAGGCAAAAGCAUGUCCCUUCCCUCGCCCAGACCCACGCAGGGAGCAGAAGCCCCCAGCUGGGAAGCUGCCCUGCCUCGUGCUGCAGACUGAAUCUGCGCUGCUGACCCUGCAAGCUGUGAAGAUCCAAGCCAAGACCUGCAAAAGAAAUAUGCAAAUGCACAGCCCAAAGAGGUGGCUGUGGAAGGGGGGGGCAACCACGGUGCUGCGAUGCUGCCUUAUUACCUCUGGUGCAGGGGCCGACAGAGCAGCCUGGCGUGUACGAGGCAAGGGCACGUGUUGGCCAAAGCAUUGGGUAUGUGACUGGGCCCCAGCCCAGGAGCGCCAAACGGAGUCAAUGUGUGUAACCAGGGGAGGGAGGGUGGGUGUGUUUAACCCCACUUCUCUGCUGGUGCCUGCGGUGCUCCUGUCCUGCCUAAAUGUUCCACUGAUAUACGCUCAGGGACCGCCGAGGCCUGCACCGCUCUCUGGCGAGCAGGGAGGAAAGCCGAACUGGGAGCUCGGUCCUAGCCCCACCGCGCUCCCUGCUGUGGAGUGCUGGGCUCCGGCUAGCGCUCACCCCAGCUCCCCAUGGGCUGGGCUGGGUCAAUCCCUGUCCGGCUCCAUGACUUGGGGGUGGCUGCUGCUAACAGAGAUGGAUCCUUAGCCUCUGCCCACUGUGGUUUGACGCCGCUGCUGGCCGUGAGCCGGGUCUGGUGAGUGUCCGUAACCAGGCAGUUCUGGAUCAGGGGUCUCAGCCUCCAGGAGACUGUUGGAGCCCAGGACCCUGCUUACACUUCCAGGGGUCCAGGGAUUCCUGCCACCAGCCAAAACUCAUGGUUGGGCUCAAGCAGAUCAUGUAGAGAGACACCCAGUCACGAUUUCAUGGCUCCAAGUGACAGAGAAUCCACCCCGUCCCUACGUGACCGUGGACAUGACCUACAAAUACGUCCUCUAGGCAAACUCCUGGUCCUAUCGUGUUCCACCUGGUGCCACUCACAGCCAGAGCUGCUGCACCAGCCUUGUCUCUUGACAGGUCUGAUCCCAUGGGCCAGCCUUGCCCCACUGCCUACGCUGUCCCAUGCAGAUUGCUGUCUGUGUUGGGGAGGUGGCUAUGGGCACACGCUGGUGAAUAGUGCACGAGUGGAGGAGAGCAGUCGCUCCUCAUCCUGCAGCCUGUUGUGUUGAAUUCACCCUGGUGGCGAUGGAGGGCGGAGGUGUAGGGAAGGGAAACCAGUGCCUAGUGCGGUGGUUACUGGAGCCCCUGUGGAGCUGUCCAGAUGCAGCAGCCUGGCAUCUUGGUGGGGAGGGCAGGGCAGUGGGCUCCUGGCUCGAUGGGCAGCCCCGCAGCGGGGAGCAAGGGCGAACUUUGGUGCUGGUGGCGGUUGGCCACGUGCAGUAACGUGUCACAGGCAGAGUGCAAUCAGCUGCGGCGCCUUCGGCCUGGAGGGGCUGAUGCAGCCGUGGCCACGGUUCUGAAAAGGGCUCUGGCCCCAGUGCCCUGCCUUCCCAAAGGGUGUCUCUGGCAGGAGGCAGGUGCUGCUAUCAUUCCAGUUUGCUUUUGCUCGGUGACAACACAAAACAACACCCAACUUGCCUUUCUCAGUCGCAUGCUAUCUCCGGGUGCAGGGCUUGGGCAGUCUGGCACACGGCACCUGCUGGGUAGGGCCAAGGCCUGUGCACAGAAUCUCUCUGUCCCUGAUGCUCUCUGGGGGCUUAAAACCAACCCAAGAGGCCUUUCGAUGUAAGGAAAAUCUGGCCUGGUGCAAUUCCCCGCCCCCCGCCAGAUGCUAUGUGUGUAGGCGCAGGGGGCGUUCCUGUUGAAAUGCAUCUGUGACCCUCCCAAGGGCAGACCCUUGGACCGGUGCUGCCAGGGAUUUGCAGCAAUGUUCUGUGCAAAUCUAAGGUGCUUGCUUCACUCUCUUGUGUGAUUGUGGACAUGUACACCCUGUCGUAUGUGGGGGUUGCAUGCACAACACUGGGAACUCUGGGGGCUGAAGGGAUAGGUUUGGCUGUAGCAGAAGGUUCCAUUGGCUGGUUUAAUGUGCACAGUCCCCUUGGUGAUUGUCUUGGGCGCUGGUUUUUGUUACUCUUGGCUCUGAUCUCACCUGGAUCUGCCGAUGUUAGGGGCCAGCCCCUUGACUGAUGGAAAUCGGUCCAGCCGCAUUGGAGCAUUGCUGCAGUUCUUUGCGCCAGCCAAGGGUCCAGUGGCAGGGGGGAAGCGACACGGGCACAGAUGAUGUCCGUGGCUUUUAACAAUGGUGAUAGAAUCAGUGUGGACAGAGAUGGGGAAAGGCCUGGGGUGUCUCAUCUAGUCUAUCCCGCAGGCCCUGUUCUCUAGAGCUUUGUUCCGUGAUCUUAAAUGACUCAAGCAAUGGUCUAGCCACCUCUGCCCCAGGGCUACCGUUCCACACUGUUCCCUCUUGCUGCUGAGAAACUUACUUUUGCUCAAAGCUCCCACAGGACCAACCCACGUGAUUCCUCCUCUUCCAUGGGCUCAGCACCUUUCCCAGAGUCGCAGGCAAUUGGAAGGGCCUCGCUUUGGCUUAGCCACCACUUAGUAAAGCUAUUAAUACUGAGUUCUCUUCAUUCUUCCCCUACUGUUCAUCUCUCCAGCUCCAUUCUCACCAGAGUUGAUCUUCUCUCAAUCCCCUUGCUUUGCUAUUAACACUGACGUUAUAGGAGCAGCCAGAGAGCCAUUCAGGACUGGGGCUUGUGUGCGCUUGUACAAACUCUCAGCAAGAUCGAGGUCAAGAGCCUCAAAGGUAUUUCGGUGCCUGACUCCCAUUGGGUUCUGGGCCAGGUUGAAGAAAAAUUGUUGGCAUCUUUCUGCCUAACACAGAACCCAAGAUCCAACCCCACCACCACCACCACCACGUACAUGUUUGGAUUCAGAGCUGGAGUCACAUUGGGCAGCUGGGCCGUGUCUCAUGGGGAGGUGCUGUAUUCUGGGCCCAGGCUGUCCCGUGUUGUGAUGUAGAUGCCACUCUGAUCCAGCAUGGUUUUCAGUGUUUGGCAGCACAGGUGGCUGGGUAAUUAAAUCCCCACUGGAAUCCAGUGAUCCCACCCAGAGGUUUCUUUUACAAUCUUUCAACAAGGAGUCCGGUGGCACCUUAAAGACUAACAGAUUUAUUUGAGCAUAAGCUUUCAUGGGUAAAAACCUCACUUCUUCAGAUGCAUGGUUUUUACCCACAAAAGCUUAUGCUCAAAUAAAUCUAUUAGCCUUUAAGGUGCUUCCGGCCUCCUCAUUGUUUUUGUGGUUACAGACUAACACGGCUACCCCCUGAUAUUUUACACUCUUUGUGGCUUCUGUUUUGGAGACUUGGGUUUGAAGGCGCUCAGCAGCUGUCACUCUUGCGGGGACACACCUGACUAGGCCAAGACUCUCCCAGGUGCAUAGGCACCUUGUCCCCAUUUCAUUUCAGUGGGCUGGAGGCACUUGAAUCCCUUUUGAUUCAAGGCCUUAAUUUCUUGCCCAACCCCACACAAUUUCACCCUCCUCAUCGUGGCCAGGCAUCCCUGUCAGUGCACCAGCGCUGGACUGGGUAUGGCCCAGUUGGGUGGCAGGGUCCUAGCUGCAUUCUGUAGGGUUUGAAUCAACCCUUGGCAUGCUGGCAUCCAGAUUUGAGCCAGCCAGCAGGUGGCACGCUCCCAUUCCUGGCGAGGAAGGAAGAGCCAAGAGGUAGCGUAUUAAACCAGCCAAGCCACCAAGGGUAGGAAUGCAGCAGCUGCAUGGCACGGGCGGCUUCUCCGCCAAUGCGUCUCUACAGGAUAAGCCCUGGUCCUUGUCUGUCCGCUCUGUAUCCAUAUGAGCCGGGUGCUUUGCACAGUGAUUUACCUGGACUCGACACUGGGGUUUUCUCUCGUUUGCCUUUUCUGUUCACUCUGUAGGAUAAGGACACGCUGUAAAUAGCACUGUACCCGGAGGCCCCGAGUGAGUUGGACGGGGCCUGGCCCUGCCUGUCUGUCCCUUUUUGUAUUAUGUGUGGAUAACUGUGCUGUGCUGACUCAUGUUUCUGAUUGUAUGAGACACCUGCCCAGCAAUCGCUAUAGGGCAGUAGCAAGGACGGGGCAGGGGGCCACGAGCCCUGCCCCAUCAGACUGGGACUGCCCCCCCACCUGCCCCCUUGCAUGGGCUGCAGGAACAGCGGUGCUAGAGGGGGCAGCACAGGGGACAGGAGGGCUUCAGGGGCCUGAUGCUGAGAGCUCGUGGGGGGAGAGGCCCAUUUCUGACAGGCUACGGAUGGGUGUUUAAAAGGAGCCUAAGGGCAUGAGCCCCCCAGCUCCCCUUCAACUGCAUCUGGGUGCCUCACUCCCGGAGCCCUUGGCUGUUGCCCAUAGUCCAGCUCUGUCCCUAGGAGCAGCCCUUGCCCAUCCACUAUGGAGCUUUCUAGGCCAUCGCUAGGAAGUGGCCAAGUGCUUCGGACAGGCAGAGGGUUGGGGCUGGAAUAAAGACCCACCCAGAGUUGGAACCAACUGUUUUCUCUGCCCCGCCUCCCCCCCAGCUAUGGUUUCCAUUCUGAAUUCAAGUUAGGCUCCCCUGCCUUCUCCCCACCCCCGCCAGGCACCCCAUAAUCAAGGGAGCUCGGCGCUCGAUGUAGGGAGAGCAAUGGCGCGCUGUCCACUCACGCCUGCUGGGCAAGGCCCGAAGGCCUGAGCUGACCCUCUCGAGGGAGGAUUUUAAAGAAACAGGUUCAAGUCCUCACUUUUACCAGGGGGAGAGGGGGUUGACUUUAAUGGCAUUACUCCUGAUUUACACCAGAGUGAGCAAGAGGGGAAUUGGGCCCAGCGGGGUUACUCCUGAAAUACAAGGGGGGGGGUGAGAGGGGAACUGGGCCCGCAGAGCUAUGGUAUACAAGACUAGCCUCAGCAAGGAGGGAUGCUAGGUUGGAGACGCCAAAGUGCUAAUUACAUUUUACUGGCCAGCUCCUCAGCUGUUGCAGGUCAGCAGACGUGGACUUCAGUGGAGCGCUGCCCAUUUACACUCGCUGAGGAUCUGGCCCUGCAUCUGGGCAGAGCAGGGGAGAGAGGACACCCAUGAGAGCAAACGCACCCCAGGGCAUGAUACUCCAGCCCUGCAGAGAGGGGGUCAGUGCUGGCUGCCUCCUUUAGCCUGCAGGGGACAGAGUGGUGGGAAUGUGGGGCCAGCCUUUGACGCUGUCCUAAUUUCAGCCCCUGCUUUGCAAAAAACAAUAUGGGGGAGGAGAUUGUGGGAAUUCCACCCAUCAGUCCAUGAGGAAGCCAAAGGGAGAUAGUGGCUGGUUCCUCCGGGCUCCGCCUGGAGCAUUGGUGCUAAGAUACCCAGGGCACUGGUGCCUGUGGAAGGCCGGAGUGAGGCUGUUGGAAAAGCUGACAAUUGCACUAAUUCAUCCAACCAUUGGCCAACCUGACCUCCCUUCCCCACCUCCCCUGCCAAAGACAUUGAUUAACCUUUCCUUCUGCUCUUCCCCCCUGUGAGCCCAAGCCUGGGCUUCACUACAUCCGGGGCUGAAUUUAGGAUUCCUCCAAAGUCUUGUGUCUCCCUGGCCCAUUAGCAACUGCUGACGGGUGGCCUAAACCUUACGGGUUUAGUUUUUUUUCUAUUAAAAACAAACAAACCUUUUUUUUAUUGAAUUAAAAAAAAACCUGAAAUGGAUGAAUUCCUGUUUCAGAUGAGCUGUGUAAUUGAUGAGGUUCUGUGUUUCUGAACUGCAUGGUAUUCCUGCUGAGGGGGUUUUAUAGCACUUUUUAAAUUUCUCUUAAGAUUUUGGUCCAAAUUUCUACUGCUUCUCUCUCUCUCCUGUCUUUCUUUGCUUUCUUCUUUCCUUCUUGAAGAGAUUCUUUGUAGACUUGCUCCAUUUUAUACCUGAUGUAGACACGACAAAAACCGCGAGUCAGACAUUGUACAUAGCUGCAGAAACAAUCAUGGGACACCAACAUGAGCUGGACUGUUUCCAAGAUGAAUCGUUUUUACUUAAGUUUAAAAAUUU
This is a messenger RNA of Dermochelys coriacea (leatherback sea turtle), 14669 nucleotides long. It is a transcript of the gene NAV1, whose product is annotated as neuron navigator 1. NCBI's taxonomy places the organism in Eukaryota, Metazoa, Chordata, Testudines, Dermochelyidae. Gene Ontology annotation, biological process: neuron migration; neurogenesis; nervous system development. Gene Ontology annotation, cellular component: axon initial segment; microtubule cytoskeleton. The record is from RefSeq and is a predicted model, not a curated record.